Molecule: messenger RNA, 3796 nt
Organism: Oncorhynchus nerka (sockeye salmon)
Lineage: Eukaryota; Metazoa; Chordata; Actinopteri; Salmoniformes; Salmonidae
Product: collagen alpha-2(V) chain-like
Exons: 5
Coding region: 3-740 (245 amino acids)
Molecular function (GO): extracellular matrix structural constituent
Source: RefSeq, a predicted model, not a curated record
UGAUGUAUCUGUCAGACAAGCCCAACUACCCCCUGCUCCAGACCCUGCUGGACUCUCUACACCAGGACCUGAGGCUGCUGAUGGACCCCCCUGACGGCAGCAAGGAGCACCCUGCCACCACCUGCCUGGAGCUGCGGCUCUGCCACCCCGAUUACACCAGUGGGAUGUAUUACAUUGAUCCUAACCAGGGCAGCACUGCUGAUGCUCUCCUGGCCUACUGCAACUUCUCUGGUACAGCCGCACACACCUGCCUUCACCCCAGAGACGCCCAGAUGCCCACGAAGGCCUGGCUUAUGGAUUCAGAGACAGACAGCUCGUUCCAAUGGCUCAGCAAACAGGAACAAGGAUUUCAGUUCUAUUAUCCAGGGGCCAAUGUGGUCCAGAUGCGUUUCCUGAGGUUGCAGAGUUGGAGAGCCUUGCAGAAGAUCACCUACACCUGCCACCCGGGACACAGACUGGGCCACACAGCCAGGGAGGUCAAGUUCCUGACAGACACAAGGAGACAGAGUUACUUAGGAGCUCUUAACGACUGCAUUCCGGGAGAUGAGGUGGACUCGCUGGAGCCGCGGGAGUUUGUGCUGUGGCAGCCGGGAGAUGAGGUGGACUCGCUGGAGCCGCGGGAGUUUGUGUUUGAAUUUGAGGACCUCAACCUGCUUCCUGUGAGAGAUGUGGCUGUGUUCGGGGGCGGAAAUGUCACGCGCGAGUUUGGCUUCACCAUCGGGCCCGUGUGUUUCAGCUAGAGAGGGAGACAUGGGGCACAUAGGCUCAUUUCCCACCCCCUUGGACUCACCGAGGGAGGAUAAGAGACUGUGUUCAGGACCCCAAAACAGCCGGAGAACAAGAAGACAAAGGGAAUCAAUCGUUCUGGCAUUUUGUGAGGGCAUCACUCCUCUUUCCAUUUGAUAUUUUUGGUGGAGAUCAAUCAAUUCUCUAAUUGACUGGCUCCACAUAAAUUACUCUUUGAGCGUGCAUCAAUUUCCAAAGUUCUUUCGGACAAUUGUGUUUUCGUUUACAGAGACGUUUAUCAUGUAAUGAAUAAUUUAUAUAAUGUUGUUUUGAUUUCUAUAUAAAAUGGUUAUUUUUUAAAUCUUUUUCCAUUUGUUUUCACAGCAACAGUUUAUUAUGAUUUUUUACGACCUAUUUUGUAUAUGAACAGUCCUAUGCCCUAAUGGUCUGUUUUGUGUCCGAUGCAGUGGAUUCAACCUCUCACCAAUGUGGACACAGCUAACGUUGUCCUAUAGAUCAUCACUGACCUUCCCAAAGGUGCUCACUGACAAACCACUGCGCCAAGGAACUCGCUUUUGCGUUGUUUAACUUGUUUCUUUAGAUUAGAUAAUGACCAACCUGUUCUAAAACCCUGAUCUCUUGCAAUUAACUGAUUCCCUCCCUGUUGGCAGUGACGGAGGCACAAAAAAAACUAUUUCAGCCAUCCUUGACAUUUGUACAGUUACUGGCCUAUUUUUUAUUUGUAAAAAGCCAUGCACCGCGUAUUAUCAGUGCUCAUUCUUGUGGUACAGUCUCAGGUGCCGUCUUGAUAUUCAACAUGGCACUGAAGCUGCUGUGCACACUACGUGAUAUAUACUACGUGCAUUCAAAACAUAACUCAAUUGAAGGGCUAUAGAUCUAUUUCAGGUGUUCUAAUAAAGAGGCAUUAUGUUGGACUGCUGGCUCUCCCGCCCAAGCACUUUAGCACUGGGCAAUUGCUUUCCAAGUCAUCAUUUCAUUCAAUCAAUUAGCCUAAGUGAAGAAGCAGCAUACCCUGUCCCUGCAGCUGCUCAGCAAUGCCAGGAUUGCUCAAGAGGUGGGUGUUCAUUAUUGGCCUGUGUUCACAAAGUGUUUCAGAGUAGGAGUGCUGAUCUCAGAUCAGUUUAGCCUUUUAAUCAUAAUUAUAUGGACCGGGGGACCUGAUCUCAGAUCAGUUUAGCCUUUUAAUCAUAAUUAUAUGGACCGGGGGACCUGAUUGUGGAUCAGCACUCCUACUCUGAGACUCUUUGUGAAUAUGGGCCAUUGAGAGCAGUGCAUUUAAUUUCUUUCCAUCAUAUUUUUGAUCAUAAAGAAAUUCAGUAUUGUAAUUGUCUGUCUAUACUUAUGUAGGAACUUGAAUUUGAACACCCUUUGGUCCUGAGAAUUUGCAAACUUAUAGUCUACUAAUGUCCAUUAAUUAUAAUCCACAUAACAAUUCACAUUUCAUGUUGCUGCAGGAUUAUUUUCCUCCUGUAGCGAACUGGUUCAAAUUAAGAUCCUACAUAUGCACACUAUAUAUACAAAGUAUGUGGACACCCCUUCAAAUGAGUGGAUUUGGCUAUUUUAACCACACCUGUUGCUGACAGGUGUAUAAAAUUGAGCACACCGCCAUGCAAUCUCCAUAGACAAACAUUGGCAGUAGAAUGGCCUUACUGGAGAGCUCAGGGACUUUCAACAUGGCACUGUCAUAGGAUGCCACCUUUCCAACAAGUCAGUUUGUCAAAUGUCUGCCCUGCUAGAGCUGCCCCAGUCAAAUGUAAAUGCUGUUAUUGUGAAGUCGAAACGUCUAGGAGCAACAACGGCUCAGCCGCAAAGUGGUAGGCCAUACAAGCUCACAAAACAGGACUACCGAGUGCUGAAGCGUGUAAAAAUUGUCUGUCAUCAGUUUCAACACUCGCUACCAAGUUCCAAACUGCCUCUGGAAUCAACAAGCACAAUAACUGUUUGUUAGGAGUUUCAUGAAAUGGGUUUCCAUGGCCGAGCUGCCUCACACAAGCCUAAGAUCACUAUGCGCAAUGCCAAGCGUCGGCUGGAGUGGUGUAAAGCUCGCCGCCAUUGGACUCUUGAGCAGUGGAAAUGCAUUCUCUGGAAUGAUGAAUCACGCUUCACCAUCUGGAAGUCCGACGGAUGAAUCUGGGUUUGGCAGAUGCCAGGAAAACGCUACCUGCCCCAAAGCAUAUUGCCAACUGUAAAGUUUGGUGGAUGAGAAAUAAUGGCCUGGGGCUGAUUUUCAUGGUUUGGGCUAGGCCCCUUAGUUCCAGUGCGAGGGAAAGCUUAACGCAACAGCAUACGAUGACAUUCUAGACGAUUCAACUUUGGAAACUAGUGUAAAGGCUGUUUUAGCAGCAAAGGGGGGACUUACACCACAUUAAUGCCCAUGAUUUUGGAAUGAGAUGUUCGACGAGCAGGUGUCCAUAUACUUUUGGUCAUGUAGUGUAUGUGUAAUGGCCAACCAACGAACAUGGAAUUCAGGAAGGUCUCAGGGAACAUACAGUAUCUUUGCAUGCAGUAGCUUGCAUUUAGGAACAUGUAUAAUGUUCUGUCUUAUAAGUACUCAACUUCCAAUCAGUAGCCACCUCCCAUAACAAACUCCAGGAAGAACAUUCCAAGCAUUGCAGAUAGAAAUGUUUCAUAGAAGGGUGGACAUCACUAUGUGGAGUACAAGAACAGUGUCCUUUCUAGUGUACAGUAGGGCUUAUUUUUAUCAGCAAAAUAUUGUAUUUUUCACUGUACACACUUGGAUCACUGAUAGGUAAUGACAUUCCUUAGGCUCCUACGGCUGUUGGUGUUUUUGUAAAACAGUGUAUAGGGGUUCAUCCAACCCUAAACACAUGCAAUUACUAGCCUAACAUCAACAUUGAACAUGAUUGCCUUAGCUGGCUGAGACUGAUCAUUGGUGCUUUUUAGUUCUUGUUUUGUACAAAUCCUCAUAAUUUGAGAUUUUGUUAUUACUGUCUUGAAAUUAUAUGCUGGACAUUUUUAUACCUGUGUAUAAUGCAGCAGCUCAUUCAAAGAAAUGUAUCAGCUGAAUAAAAAAAAUCACAUAUCAGUA